AAUUUGCAUGUUCCCAUUCACAUACAAAAAUACUUCAAACCGAUAAGCCAAAAACAGCCAAUAACAUUUUUCUGCUAUUUAUCUACUUCCUCUUUCAAUCAUAUCAUUCUCACAUUCUAAAUUUCGAUAAAAUUAUCAAAGCCCUAAUAUUCACAUGCAAUCUCUCUCUCCCCUCAAUUAUAUACAUAUAUAAAAUUAUUUUAAUUCAAAAUGUGGAUGAUGGGUUACAACGAAGGAGGUGCAGAUUCCUUCAACGGAGGAAGAAAGCUUCGUCCUCUCAUCCCACGCCUCUCUUCUUGUCCCACCGCCGCCGCCGCAAACACCAACGCCGAACACCGCUUUAAUAUGGCAGUGGUGGCGAUGACGGCGGAGCAGAGUAAGAAGGAGCUGAUGAUGCUAAACUCAGAACCUCAACACCCACCGGUAAUGGUGAGCUCACGGUGGAAUCCGACGCCGGAUCAAUUGAGGGUUCUUGAAGAGCUUUAUCAACAAGGAACUAGAACUCCUUCGGCCGACCAUAUCCAACAAAUCACCGCGCAGCUACGACGGUACGGGAAGAUUGAAGGCAAAAACGUUUUCUAUUGGUUCCAAAACCACAAAGCCCGCGAGCGCCAGAAACGCCGACGACAGAUGGAAAACGGGCACGACGAAUCGGUCAUUACAACAACUAGUCUUGUCUCAAACCACGGAUUCGACAAGAAAGAUCUACUAGGUUACAAGGUUGAACAGACCAAAAACUGGAUAUGUUCGGUUGGAUGCGACACACAACCAGAGGAGGAUCCUGUCUCAAUAGCGAUGGUAACAACGAAGCGCAAUGGUCGUCAUGUAGGAAACGAUAGAGAAAGCUGUCCUGGGAGAAAUGCCAUGUGGCAGAUGAUGCAGCUGCCACCUGAACUCUACCCUUGUUCACAAUAUUAUCAUCAUCGUGAACUCAUUCUCAAUUCCACUACGGUUUCGUCCAACAUGUCCACUAGCAACAGUAGUACUGUUCCCGCUGCUAAAGAUACGGUCACAGUUUCACCUCUAACACUGAGGCCAAGAGCAGCAAGGAACACAGAGACUAGCGAUGAUGAUAAUAAAGAUCAACAACAUGAAUCGGAUAAUCAAGAACAGACACUUGAGCUGUUUCCAUUAAGAAAAGAAGGGUUUUGUAGCAAUGCUGAGAAAGAGAAAGAGAGUGGCACUCGAUGUUUCUAUGAGUUUCUUCCGUUGAAGAACUAACCCUAAUUAAUUUUUCUCAAGAGCAGCAGCAUCUUUUGUGUUAGAGCGAGAGAAAAGGGUUUAAUUAAUUAGGGUUUUUUUGGGGGGACUUGGGAGUGAGGGUAGGCGUGUCUUUAUGGUGUGGAUGUUAACAUUUCAUAAGGGUUUGCCUUAAAAUGCACUUUGGACCACUUUCUUUAAAUGUUAAAAACGAGCUAAACAGAUCUUAAGAGAAGAAAGAGACAUGUGAUUUUCUCAUCAGUUAUUAAUCAUUUGUGUGGAUGUGGUGUAUUUAAGGUUUUGGAUCAGGAAACUUACUCGACUUGGUUGGUGAUUGGGGGUGUUGAGAUCAAGUGUUACCAAAUGGAAAACUCGUUAUAAUUAAUAGAUAUCUUUUUUUUUAA
Thlaspi arvense is the source of this 1604-nucleotide messenger RNA. The record is from the annotation of a GenBank genome assembly. Lineage: Eukaryota; Viridiplantae; Streptophyta; Magnoliopsida; Brassicales; Brassicaceae.